UAUCCUUCUGGGGCCCCUGGCUGCGGGUUGCUGGAGUGUGGAGGCUGGCUGGCCCUGGCUUCACAGUUGGUGGCUGGGCAGCGAGGGAGGCAGUGUGGCCUUUUUGGGCUGCCUGAGCGAGAGAAACCACAGGCAGGGCGCUCAGCAGUCACCCCCCUACCCUGUAACCUCCUGCCUGCGGCUUUAAGCUCCGCCAGGGGAGGCGAUCCCGCCCCCCCUCGUUUGGAGCAAUUAGCAGCUGCUGGCUGUGUCCUGUUGGCCAUCCUCGUGGAUUAUCACGCGGCCGCUGUUUGGCAGCGUGGUGCCGAUUCUCAGGUGUCUGUGGCUUCGCAGUAGAUGGUAACACGCUAUGCCGUUCGCAGCUAUCUCCAGGGGGCGGAGCUGGGGCAGAUGCAGCAUUUUGUUAUGAGGGAAGUUAAACCUGGUGGAAAUGGGUGUGGCUUUAGCCAAUCAGGAACUGAGGCUGAGAUGGGGGCGGGGAGACAGAAAGCUUGUUCACAGCACCUAGAUGGGCCAACGUAGUGCAAUGGUUCCCAAUCCAGUCCUCGGGAAACCACAGUCAAUCCGUGUUUCUGCUCCCUCCGAGGGAGAGGACCCUCAAUGAUGGUCCCUAUUCAGCUUAUACAGAAGACUUUAAAAUGGAAUAGUUAACUGGAGUGUGUGACCUUUACACCAUGAUUUAUUUAAAUGAUUAGCUUCUCAUCCAGGGUGUACAGCAGCCUUAUGCUCUACUGUUAGCUGGGCUAGGCUCCCCCCCCCCCUUCCCGGCCCAGUCCAGGAAGAGCAGGUAGAACAUAGAUGGAUUGAUAUAUUUGUAUGAAAACAUUUCUUUACAAAAACGUUUAAGGUUUGGUGACAUGUGGAGCAGAUUGUUCUAUAGGAAUACAGCAGAAUAGAGGAAUUAGUUUGGCCCUGAGGUAUCACUGCUACAGGUGUUAAAAUGUGGAUUAAUAAACAUGUCAUCGUGCCCUUUUGUUAACGGGUAAUAUAUUCAUUUUUUCCCCUUCUGGCUACUGUAACAUUCGAGCUGCAGUAUAUAAUAUUUCCAGUGAUGAAUGGUUGCAUGCAGCUCUUCACCCUCCCGGUACUCCCUGCUUCUCUUGCACGAUGAGGAUCUGGUCUGGCUAAGCUUGAUCUCAGAGGGAACACUUCCUUUCUGCGGUCGCCCUCAACCCGCAGCGGACGGGACGCAUCCGACGUGGUGGAUCAGUCCGUCGCUUGAGAUACUUCGCAUGGCUUCCAAUUCAAAACAGCGCAUUGAUCGCGCUUACUGCAGUACGUAAAUCAUUGUACAGCAGAGCUGCGGUUUUCAUUCCGCUUCAAUUAAAAACCUGGGAUUAUUGGUAAAUGAAGUAGAUUUACAGCUGUUACUCAUGUCACGUCAUGACAAGAACACGUUUUCAAUCCAUUCGCGUUAAUUAAAAGCAACGAUCUGUUAAUACUUCCUCCUAAAGGCUUUUAAAUUUGCCAUUAGCGGUGCCUACUUAAGUUCCACUUAUCUAUCGACCUGAUGGGUAAUUCCUGCACGCCCAUAAAUAUCUUAAUAUAGGCUAAUAGAUGAAGACUAGUAUAAUAGAAGUUUAUUGCCGUAUUCGUGGUUAUACUCUCUAAAGCUCACUGUAUGUUACAGUUAUCAUUUGUAGCAAAGCCCCUGCCAUCGCUACCUCCCAUGACCUUUCUCCAAGCCCGCAUGUCCUGCUGCGGUUUGCGUUUUUGCUGACCUAGCCGGUAAAAGACGAAUCCAGAGGAGGUGGAAAUCUGACAUGUUCCCCGGAGCUCCUUCGAUCAUUAUAUAGAUAGUAUAGCCCUACUUAUCGUUAGGAAAUCGCCGAUCGUCUGCCCCUUAGAAUCAUUGCAAUCCCUGAAUUUUUCUUCUCUGAUUGUUAACUUGAAGCGCAGUUUAUGAUUUAACCUCCGUCCAGACGCAAAGGUCACCAUUCCCGAGGGUAAUCUGAGGGAAAAUCUGAAAGAAAAAAUGUCAAAAAUGUAGAAUUGUAUGUGAGUGAUGAAUUGUAACUUUACUCUCUGAAAUGCUGGACACGACUUGCUCGUUACGUGUAAUGCGACCGCGUCUCUUAACGCCAAUAUUAUAUGUAGGCUAUAUAUAUAUACCGUUUUCAUUGUUACAGCGUUGUUUAAACAGAUAUUGCACGAAGACAAGAUUUCCCGGCGAUAUAUAGGCUAUACAUAUUUAUAUUUACAAACAAAUGUACAAAUAAAAGCCUUUAAUUUUUAAAUAUUUUCAGUCAUUCGUUUCGCGUCCAAAUCUAUUCCGGCUCAUUUUUGGCAUGAUACUUUAGAAUGGCUAUUAAAUUGGAAAUUGAAAGGUGGAUUUUCUUCGCGUGUUUGCUAUCAAGGAAGGGGUCCACGGUUUGUUUAAGGGUUGGAAUAAAGGUAUGUUAAAGAACAUGAGCCGGUAUGCCUUGUUUAAUAAUGAAUGAUUCCGGCGCAGGGGGUGUGCCGCCCCAGUGCUGAUGUCAGAUGCUCUGUUGCAGCAUUUCGCGGUGCGGGGUGUCAGAGCGCCUUCUCCGCGUUACACAUGCCAUCCUGCCGGCCAAGAUGCUUUCCACUGUUAAGCAAUGCUCCUUAUUAAUCUCGAUCCUUUCUUUUUUGGCUGUGCCCGGUGAUUUCAGGAGGAUAUUUAGAUGUCCUUCCACAUGUACUUGCUCCAAGGAGUCUAUAAUUUGCGUCGGGUCUUCGUAUAUACCACGGAUUAUCCCAAAUGAUAUCAAUUCACUGAGCGUCGUUAAUGGAACCUUCUCUGAAAUUAAGGAGGCUAUGUUCUCCCACAUGCCGUCUUUACAACUGCUGCUUCUUAAUUCCAAUUCAUUCACCACCAUAAAGGACGAUGCAUUCUCAGGACUUCCGCAUCUGGAAUAUCUGUUCAUAGAGAAUAAUAAGAUUGAGACAACGUCUAGGUAUGCUUUAAGAGGCCUUCGGGAUUUGACCCACCUGUCACUGGCGAAUAACAACAUCAAGUUUUUGCCAAGGGACCUCUUUGCAGAUCUGGACUCUCUAAUUGAACUUGAUCUGCGUGGUAAUGCCUUCGAGUGUGACUGCAGAGCCAAGUGGUUAAUGAGCUGGUUGAGGAGCACCAACUCCACCGUGUCCGAGGUCUUGUGCGAGGGCCCUGACGAGAUGAAGGGCAGGCGGCUGAAUGACCUGGUCAGCUUGCGUGACGACUGCAUCUCCACAGAUUUUGUCCUCCAUCAGUCCGUGGCGUCGGAGUCCCUGUCAGUGGAUUCCUUCUUAUACAAGAACGGGGUCUACGUGGCCAUCGCCGCCCCCAAUGCGGAAAGCUGCAUGGUCAUGGAAUGGGACCAUAUCGAGAUGAACUUCAGGAGCUAUGACAACAUCACCGGUCAAUCAAUCGUUGGAUGCAAGUCCAUCAUCAUUAACAAUCAGGUCUUCGUCAUUGUGGCCCAGCUUUUUGGUGGCUCCCACAUCUACAAGUUUGAUGAAGACCAGAGCAAGUUCACCAAGUUUCAAGACAUUGAGGUGUCCAGGAUCUCCAAGCCCAAUGACAUUGAGACAUUUCAGAUUGGCAAUGACUGGUUCUUUGUGAUCGCAGACAGUUCCAAGGCCGGCCUCUCCACUCUCUACAAGUGGAAUGACAAAGGCUUCUACUCCAGUCAGUCCCUUCAUGAGUGGUUCCGGGACACAGAUGCAGAAUUUAUUGACCUGGAUGGGAAAGCCCACCUAAUCUUGGCCAGCCGUUCCCAAGUCCCUGUCAUCUACCAGUGGAGCAGGAGUGCUCAGAAGUUUGCUCUACAUGGUGAGAUUCCUAACAUGGAGGAUGUGGUGGGCAUCAAGUCUUUUCGGAUCAAGGAGGAGCUCUACUUGGCCAUGACACGCUACAUAGGUGACUCAAAAGUCCUCCGAUGGACCAAUAAGCAGUUCACAGAGGUGCAGGCCCUGCCCUCACGCGGAUCCAUGAUCAUGCAGCCCUUCUCCUUCAAGGACAGGCAUUACCUGGCCUUGGGUAGCGAUUAUACCUUCUCACAGAUAUACCUGUGGGAUAUGGAGAAGAAGAUGUUUGAGAGGUUCAAGGAGGUAUACAUCCAGGCACCACGCUCCUUCACGGUGGUGUCCACAGACCGUCGGGAUUUCCUCUUUUCUUCCAGCUUCAAAGGUAACACCCAGAUCUUUGAGCACAUCAUCAUUGAUUUGAGUUUGUGAGCCUUGCUGAGGACAGAAGAUUCCAUCAUAUUCCAUCAUAAUACUGAGGGAAUGAAAGCGGGACGUGGCAUUUAUCAGGUAUUCAUUUACUAUCUAUGUUUCCUGCAUUUGUAUAGAGGUUUUAAUGAAAUUAGUGUCUCAUUUGCUACAUUUUAACUAUUUGAUACUCACAACAACUGAAACUUCAUGUUAACGGAAGCGGAUUGUCACACACAGCCUUUGUUCGUUGUCCUAACCGGUCACUUGAGGAAAGUAGUGUUUUCGUCGUGAGGCUUAAACUGCCACAGUUUCCAUGGUUACAGUAGAUGCCUUAUUCGUGAAAGGGAUGCGUGUUCUGCUUGUUACCAUCUUCAUCUUUUUUGUUGUGAUUAGGAAUUCUCCCUCCUGGAGUGUCACUGUAAGAAGGGUGGGGCCCCACUGAGCACAAACUAUCACCAACAAAGCCCACCGUUUGAUGUACGGUUUUACACAAAAGGUUCAGGGGGUCUUUUCUUAAACUGCUUUUUAUUUCUAUUGUGUCUCUGUUGUAGGCCGUGCUGUCUACGGGAGAGAAAGCUUAGUAAAUCGUCUUAUAAGUUGGGUCUAAGGCUGCCUGUGCUAAACCUAUUGUGUUCAUUCCAGAUCAAUGUGAUCUGGGGGAUAGAAUAUUGGGGGACACUUUACUUAUGGGGGCGCAGAUAACUUAGUUACUCAGUUACUACUCAAGAACAAAUCAUGAACAGAUAUAAUUCCUGUAUGAAAUAUAUGGACCAUCAUGUUUGAUUAAUGAUGAAUGAACAUGGGAUCAGUAUGUAACUAACACCUAGUUACUAGUUAAUUAAUACAUUAAGUAAUGGUUUACUACUACAUUAUAUGUGUCCCCUUAAAUAAGAGUUACUGAAUACACUGUCUAUCUAUCAAGAGUGCCAGGAAGGUGACAAUGAGGAGACAGCUGGCAUCAUAUCUGGAAGCAAUUAAUUCAGCUUGAAAGUAUUUAAUGGGUGUAAGUAGUUAUAAAGAGUAUGAUAUAUAGACAUGAGAUCCCUCAUAGAUAUACUGUCCCUCUAAUAUGAACAUGAUCCUACUUC
Paramormyrops kingsleyae is the source of this 5246-nucleotide messenger RNA. RefSeq names its product leucine-rich repeat LGI family, member 2a (gene lgi2a). Gene Ontology annotation, biological process: inhibitory synapse assembly. The record is from RefSeq and is a predicted model, not a curated record. Gene Ontology annotation, molecular function: protein binding. Lineage: Eukaryota; Metazoa; Chordata; Actinopteri; Osteoglossiformes; Mormyridae.